This is a messenger RNA of Closterium sp. NIES-65, 519 nucleotides long. The record is from the annotation of a GenBank genome assembly. Lineage: Eukaryota; Viridiplantae; Streptophyta; Zygnematophyceae; Desmidiales; Closteriaceae.
AUGCGUAUGUAUAUGGAAAAUGGUGCAUUGGCCAGGUCGGUCGACCUGGACGUGGACCUGGACCUGGACGUGGACGUGGACGUGGACGUGGACGUGGACGUGGACAUGGACGUGGACGUGGACGUGGACGAAGACAUGGUCGUGGAUGUGGACAUGGACGUGGACGUGGACGUGGACAUGGACGUGGACGUGGACGUGGACGUGGACGUGGACGUGGACGUGGUCGUGGACGUGGACGUGGACGUGGACAUGGACGUGGACGUGGACAUGGACGUGGACGUGGACGUGGACGUGGACAUGGACGUGGACGUGGACGUGGACGUGGACGUGGACAUGGACGUGGACGUGGACGUAGACAAGGACGUGGACUUGGACAUGGACGUGGACGCUCGUGGACCAGGCAAGCUCCUGGACCAGGCAAGCUCCUUGACCAGGAUAGCUCCUGGACUAGGCAAGCUCCUGGACCAGGCACACUCCUGGACCAUGCAAGCUCCUAGACCAGGCAAGCUCCUGGACUAG